Molecule: messenger RNA, 1198 nt
Organism: Fukomys damarensis (Damara mole-rat)
Lineage: Eukaryota; Metazoa; Chordata; Mammalia; Rodentia; Bathyergidae
Gene: Eeig2
Product: family with sequence similarity 102 member B
Exons: 13
Coding region: 1-1113 (370 amino acids)
Source: RefSeq, a predicted model, not a curated record
AUGACUUUUAUUAAAAUGCUAGUUGUAGAGAAACUGGUUCCAGUAUGUGUCACCACUAGUGAGGUUAACAGACCUGGCCCCCUUUAUAUUUGCCUGAAAAUAAUUGUACAUGAAAGGGAAGUGGUGCAAGCAAACUGUGUUCGCUGGAGAAAGAAGUUCUCGUUUAUGUGCAAAAUGAGUGCAAGUGCUGCUACAGGCAUCCUAGAUCCUUGUAUCUACAGAGUGUCUGUAAGGAAGGAGUUAAAAGGUGGAAAAGCUUAUGCAAAGCUGGGCUUUGCAGAUCUAAACCUGGCAGAGUUUGCUGGAUCAGGAAAUACCACUCGUCGCUGUUUACUGGAAGGCUAUGAUACCAAAAAUACAAGACAGGAUAAUUCCAUUCUUAAAGUUUUGAUCAGUAUGCAACUGAUGUCUGGUGACCCAUGUUUUAAAACGCCCCCUUCUACAUCAAUGUCUAUACCAAUUGCUGGUGAAUCUGAGUCUCUGGAAGAAGACAGAAAAGGUGGAGAGACCCUCAAAGUCCACCUUGGAAUAGCAGAUCUUUCAGCAAAGAGUACCUCUGUUCCCGAUGAACUGGGCGCCUGUGGACAUUCCAGAACAUCAAGCUAUGCAAGCCAGCAGUCGAAAGUAUCAGGGUAUAGCACAUGUCAUUCCCGGUCAUCUAGUUUCUCUGAGUUCUGCCACAGGAGAAAUACCUCAGUGGGGAGUACAUCAACAGGAAUUGAAAGUAUUCUAGAGCCUUGUGAUGAAAUGGAGCAAAAAAUUGCUGAAGCAAAUCUUGAUCCUGCUGAUAAAGAAGAUGCAGCCUCUGAAAAAUUCAACAGAUGCCCAGUGAAACAGGAUUCUGUAGAAUCUCAGCUGAAGCGAGUUGAUGACACCAGGGUGGAUGCAGAUGAUAUUGUGGAGAAAAUAUUACAAAGUCAAGACUUCACUCUAGACUCCAGUGCAGAAGAAGAAGGACUGAGGUUAUUCGUGGGUCCUGGGGGAAGCACAACAUUUGGCAGUCAUCAUCUCCCAAAUAGGCAGGAGGGACAGUUUGGAUCCUGUUACUCCAUCAUGACCAGAAACAGAACACUCUUCAAAGGGUGGGGUCUGGAGCUUAUGAACAAGUUGUGAUCAAACGCUAGAAGUCAAGCCAGUGAACAGAAGCUUCCCUGUGGAUGGUCUAACUUUGCAGUUCAGGCUGGCCUUGAACUCACCG